AUGGCUAUGAAGUGGGGGAAAGUAUUAUAUGACAAAAAUGAGACCCAAAGGGAAGUUAAGAAAGAGGACGGAAAGGUGGUAUAUAGAAGGAAGAAGGAAGAAGGAGAAAGGGGUACAACACAUUCUACCAAGGAAAACGGGCGGGAUGAAGGCGGAAAUAAGGGAAAUAGGAGAAAGCUGGAGCAGAAUCUGUGUAUAUACGUGGGGAAGGUCUUUUUCGCCAAAGAAGAACGAAAAGAUGAAGAUGAAAAGAGGGAGAUGAAAAAAAAGAAGAAGAAACAACGAGGCGGGACGAAGGAAAAGGUAUAA
Molecule: messenger RNA, 309 nt
Organism: Trichophyton benhamiae CBS 112371
Lineage: Eukaryota; Fungi; Ascomycota; Eurotiomycetes; Onygenales; Arthrodermataceae
Exons: 3
Coding region: 1-309 (102 amino acids)
Source: RefSeq, a predicted model, not a curated record